Populus nigra (black poplar) is the source of this 728-nucleotide messenger RNA. RefSeq lists its product as uncharacterized. Bases 211 to 594 code for a protein of 127 amino acids. NCBI's taxonomy places the organism in Eukaryota, Viridiplantae, Streptophyta, Magnoliopsida, Malpighiales, Salicaceae. The transcript is spliced from 2 exons. The record is from RefSeq and is a predicted model, not a curated record.
UAUAACAGCUUAGCCCUAAACACAGAAGAAAGCAUUGAAGCGACGCCGUAUGUAGCAGAACCACAUCGUCUCUGUCCAACUCCAAGAAAAAAGCUUUGGGGUCAGGGACAGUCACUUUGCAGUUACUCCUUUGUAAGAAUCCAACUCCCUCUCGCUCUCUCUACUGAUUGAAUUAUGAAUCUCUUAUGAGUAAGCUAUCGAACCUGAAGAAUGGCAAGCAAAGCUGUGAAAACUGUGGCAAAGGCAGUUGCAGAGUACCAGUAUCCAUGGAAAGAGAAGUUGGCGAAGCACAAGAAUGAGCUAUCCAAAGGCGUGUGGGGUUACUGGAAACUCGGGGCCUGGACACCACUCCACAUCAGUGGUCGCCGACGAGCUAGACUUCGCAAGGAAGUCCUCCUUGCAGGGGAAGACUGGCCGUAUGACCCAGAGAGGAAAGAAAUGAGAACCAAGAUGAAAGGACACAAGUGUGAUAGGAUUGCUGCAGAGAGACGGGCAAAGACUGCCAAACUGAUGGAGCAAAUGCCUGAAAUGUUGCUGGCAUAUAAGAAACGAAGGUGGGAGAAGAAGAUGAAGGAAGAAGACAAAAAUAAAUAAACACUUUCCGUUCGACCAUUGUUUCUCAAAUUGCUUUUGUAGUAGCUGUUCCAAAAAAAUCGCCUUUGUAUUGGAGCUUUUUCAUCUCCUGAAAGAAUUUUAGUGAAAUUUACAUCAACUCUGCAUUGCUUCAA